AUGCGAACUCUAACCUUCUCAUCGUUUCGAACUACAAUUCCGAAAAAGACUCGUCACGUCAAUGCUUCUCCAUCUCCCACUCCUUCAGUCACUCAGAAGCCAUCAUCUCAAUCUGGAUGGGAUUAUUGGACACGUGUCUAUUCUGAAGAUUCUCAGAAUUCAGCACCAUCUCGUGAUGUAAGAGUUUCCGAUAUGCUUAGGUCAGACACUCUUGUUCGUGCCAAACUUCUGUUUUUGAAUGUUCCUGGUCUUCCAACUGUUCAUAAGAAUAUCAUUUUGAAUCUAGUUAAAAAAGAGAUUCGGGAGGAUAUUUCGAUUCAAGAUGUCGUUGUUGUCCCUCCAGGAAAAUGGUUUCUCAAUUUCUAUCGUCCAGAAGAUGCGUUGAAAGUUUUCAAAGUUUUCAACGGGUUCAAUUAUCGUGGACACACUUUGGUUGUCAGAUUCUGUUUUCCAGAUGGGACGUACGGAGAUGAAACAGCCCUGACUGAAUUGGUCCAAUGUAGCAACAAUGCGAAAGGAAGACUUUUCGAGCAGAGAGAAAUCGUUCAAGAUACUCUCUCUUCUGAAUGUUGGACUAUUGCCGAAUACGAAGUAUUGCAAAAAUUUGAGACAGAACUCGUAAAUCUUCUGAAAACUCACGCCUAUCUACCGUACCACAAUGUUCUUCAAUCGAUGCGAACUCUUUUUUCAAAUCGAAUUCCUUCGGCCACAUCUUCAAUUUUCAUUAGUGAAGCAUUGACUCAAUGGCCAACUGGAUUCAUUCGAAUGUUCAAUCGAAAUGUCAAAGUGGUUUCGAAUACAAUGUGUCUGUCCACUAGCUCAUAUUACACUCAACGUAUUCAUGAUUCUGCAAUGGAAGGGGGCUGCUCUGUUCAUCGCAAUUCAUGGGAGCCAAUGGUUCCAGAAGACAUUCGAAGUGAUAUUCAAUUGAUUCAAUACAUCCAUUCAUUCCUCGGACACUUUGGACCACAGAACAUUGAUAUUGAUGCUCCAAUUCGUAUUCUGGCUCAAUCCCUCCGUGGAACUUGGCCAAAGUCUGCCGAAGAACUUGCUUCUCUACUCACUGAUAUUUCAUCUGGAGUUGCUAUUGUCAACCGUGUUUUAUACUUGUCCAGUAACCCAGUUCAUCAUGAAAAAAUCAUUGACAAUCUGGCGACAUACCAAGAUGACUGUACCGAUGUAUAUUUUCUUCCGUUGUCCAGUUUGGAUGGACAAAAAUUGAUGAUUGUCGAUGUCGAAGACCUUUAA
This is a messenger RNA of Caenorhabditis briggsae, 1248 nucleotides long. Gene Ontology annotation, molecular function: nucleic acid binding. The record is from RefSeq and is a predicted model, not a curated record. The transcript is spliced from 7 exons. The coding region runs from base 1 to 1248 and encodes 415 amino acids. Lineage: Eukaryota; Metazoa; Nematoda; Chromadorea; Rhabditida; Rhabditidae.